Grammomys surdaster is the source of this 949-nucleotide messenger RNA. Its product is annotated as homeobox protein Rhox5-like. Gene Ontology annotation, molecular function: DNA binding. NCBI's taxonomy places the organism in Eukaryota, Metazoa, Chordata, Mammalia, Rodentia, Muridae. The record is from RefSeq and is a predicted model, not a curated record. The transcript has 5 exons. Bases 83 to 877 code for a protein of 264 amino acids.
ACUUCCUGCUGCCUGUCCUGUCUCUGGAUCCCUCCUGCUGAGGUCACUCUCCCAUGGUUCCUGUUGUCAAUGCUGAGCCCUUAUGACCUUCUCACUCCACCCUGUUCUCUUUCUUCCUGCUUCUUCCUUUCUCCUUUCCGGCUCCCUGCACAGUCUCACACUGUCCAUUUCCUCUCUAGCCUUCAGGAUCACCUCCUGCGUUCCCAGCUGGACAAGAGGAAACGCAAAGAAUCCACCGGGUAUGGAAGCUCAGGGCUCCAGCGGCGAUAUCGCCCAGUUACUCUGCCUGGGAGUCGAGGAAGUCUCGGAAGAACAGCAUGAUGCGAAAGCAGAGGCUUUCUUUCAGGCUGGAGAGGGGAGAGAGGAGAAAGGGGCACAGGGCCAGCCUGGAACGGGAGCAGUGGGGACAGAAGGCGAAGGAGAAGAAAUAAAUGGAGAAGAAGGCCACUUUGGUCCUGGUGCUCCAGGUCCUGUGGGUGAUGGGGACAAGGAUGGUGGCACCAGGGCUAAUGGCCUGGGGCAGGAGCAAAAUGAGCCAGUUGCCGAGGGCACUGAGGGCCAGAAGAGCGUAAAGCCUGAAGAUAAGCAGACGCCCCUCCAACGCCUUAUGUCCACCCAGGGGCGGCUGCAGGAAUUAGAGGCCAUUUUGCAACGCAGUGAUUCCUCUGAUGUCCCAACAAGGGAGAACCUUGGUAGAUGGAUGGCUGCCAGUGCAUCCAGAGUGCGGAAUUGGUUUAAGAUAAGGAGGGCUGCAGUCAGAAGAAAUAGGAGGAGGAGAGCACCUAUCCCUGAACAUCUUAGGGCAACAUUUGAGUGCCCUGUUUGUCGUGGAGCAAGAUGGGGAGAAAGAUGUCCUUUUGCGGGACCAAGAUUUUGACCACAUAUGUCGGCCAUGACAACUCUUACUUUUCAGCAAUUCUGUCAGCAAUAAAGAUGUGGAUUCUCAACA